CCCAUCAACAACAACAUUACCCUCCAGUCCAACGAUCGUCGUCGCCCCUUGAUAUUUUUGUUUUGUUUUGUUUUUGGUUAAAUGUUCUUCAUUCAACAACAAUAACAACAUUUCCAUUCGAAUUGCCUUGACACUAACGCAGUCAUGGAGAGGACAAAACCUUCACGGAAACUGCUCUUAACAUAACGAAGGGAUUAAACAAGUGUAAUUGAGGUGCUUCAUUUAGAUAUAAUUUUGGCAUGAGUGAUACCUUGUACUAUGGUAAGGCCUGCAUAUAAAUUGCAUAUUCAGUAGUUUAACAUAACUAAUUUAAGUUGGAAAAUAGUGUUUUAACCCCAAACUCCUGUAGUCUGAAGUUACUUUAGUGGCGUCGAUGAGUGCAAGAUGGAAUUGGCUUGUCAAAGGUCACUCCAUUUGUGCUGAUAAUGUUUUCAAGCUGGAAUAAAUUCAGUGCCGAACAUUAUCUAUGGAAGAGAGAAGAGCUGAAGGAGGACUCUAAAGCUGCCUCAUUGUAGGAAAUAAAGCAGGAGGCAUCUGAUGUCCUUCAGCAUACCCUGAGAGUUGAUGAGAACUCAGAUCACCAAGAUGUUAAGGAUAAGCAAGGAUAAAUAAAUAAAAACUUACUACUUCAUUACAUCAUUUAUUUUUAUUUAUUAUAUUUUAUGAUGGACUAAGAUUUCUUUUUAUUUUACUGGAGGAUUGUCUUUUAAUAUUUUUAUAAUUGUAAUACUGUAUAUUUUUAGCUAUGUUAAAUAUAAAUAUUUAUACUAAUAUAUUAUAGUGGUCAUUAAUAUGUUUAUAGAUGCGGUACUUUGUUAAAGUAAUUUUCUUUUGUUAUUAAAAUAAUUCAGUAGCUCUAUAUUUAAGUUUACUUUUUCACAUGUAAACUCUGCUUUGUUUUGAUGCCAUGGGUUGCACGCAGUUCUCCUAUAUAACAUGUAUUCUGUGCACAAAGAAUUGUUCAUUUCAUUUGUAGUGGAACAAUUUUACGAAGCAUUUGGUGUACAGUAUGUAAAUUCAUUUACAAAUUUGUGUGUUAAAUUUUUAUAAAUACAAAGGAAUAUAUUUUUUUACAAAUAAUAAAUAAAUUUUGUAAAUAGAAAAAUAUAGUAUCUCGAGUGUAAAAUGAGUGGUGGUAAGGGUACUCGCCUUGCUCGCAAGAGAAAAGUUGAUGCUGAGCUGCAGUCUACCUCUGGCUCUUCGUUACAUGAUAUCACUGAUGAUUUUGAAGAUAGUGCCAAAGUCUUCAGGCUACCUUCCCAAGCGCACAAAAAACCCAAGACAGAACAAGCCUGUGUUCCUGCCAGGUCUCGUGGUAGGCCCAGGAAAAUUGGUAGUAGGAGUGCAGCACAUAGCGAUGGACCUGCAUGUAAAGAAACAGAAAGGCCAGAAGUACUCGAUGUAGAUAGUGAUGCAUUUGUGGAACAUCAAGAGAGUCAACUUUUAGACUUCCAAGAAGAAAUGACUGAAGAUAAUAAUUUUAUCUUGGAAUUAGAAAAAUCUAUAUGUUCUGAAUCAGAAAAAUUGUGCCCUUGUUGCAAGCACAUUGUUCCAUGUACUGUAUUCUCCGAUCACUCUAAAGAAUGUUUACAGAGAUUCAAGCUAAAUAAAAGAGAAAGUGAGAGAAAAUCUAUAAAUAUAGCUGGACAAAAACCCCAAGAGAAGACAAAUGGAGAAUCAGCGAGUGAAAUCAACCAACAACUGCUUCCUUGCCCUGUGUGCCUCAAGUCUCAAAAAUCCAAGGUUCAGCAUCAGUCUCACAUUAAGAGCUGUGCCCAAAGUCAUGGUUUAACCAUGGAACAGCUAUUGCUGGCAUCAAAACUGACUGAGAAACAGGCUGAAGAGAGGAUCCAGUUAGGACUUCCUCUCCUGGUGCAGCAAACAAGUAGCAGUAGUGAUAGAUAUACAGAGAAGAGAAGCAAGGUAAGCAUUGUAAAAAGAAAUAAUAAAGAAUCGGUGAAAAUAAGCCAUAAAGACCAUGAUUUGGCAAUGGCUUUGGCUCUUUCACGUUCAGCUGCUGAAGAAGAAGCUGAAAUGAGAUCUUCCAGGGAAGAGAAAUUGCUAGCAAUGGGUUUGGAGCAGAUUGUGGAUGAAGACAGAAAGAUGCAGCCCCUAAUAUUUCCUUUUCCAGAAACAGGUAACCAAAGAGCCAUCGCAUCUCAGACAAGAAACAGAGGACGAAAGCGUCAAGGAAAUUUUAGCAAAACACUUCUAGCUACCCGUUCUGUUGAGGAAAGGGAAAGACUUAUUAGUGAAAAAGUUGCAUCUAUUUUAACUUCUGAGGAUACGCCAAGAGUCAGCUGGCAAAACGAAGGAAAUUCUGGUGCAAAAGGCCAUCUUUCAAAGUUUAGGAAUGAGGCUUGCAAGUUAUGGAAAACUGCUCAUAAAUGUGCAGACCAACCUCUUGAAGACUUCUAUGUUCCUGAGCUUGAGCCAUAUAUUAAACCACAAAGCAUUGCUGUCGGAGGACUUUUAAGAAGACUAUCACAGAUCCCUGGACGCUUAAACCUGACUUCUCUACAAUCCAUAAGUGAUGAGAAUUCUGACUCAGGAUCUGACUGUGGAGAAACAUGUGUAGUUGAUGGCUACUGCACACAGUUGGCCCUUGCUGAGCUCUUGGGUUCUCAAGAUUGUCUUAACCUCACCCGAGAUUCUCUCUUCUUAAAAGAAGACGCAGUUGCUCCUCAAACUCUGGAGUCAUUGCCAGAUCCAAAUGUAACCUUAGAACCUGCCAGUGGCUUUUGGGUUGUUCGUACAACAGAAAGUUUAGGAAGUGGCGAAACUGCACUAAAGUGUAAUGAAGAUUCAAGUCAGAUUUCUAGUGAGAAUCAUGAAGAUAACCAUUACUGUAAUUUUGCUGUAGGAAGUAUUACUAGUGGAGAUGGUGGCAAGACUACUGAAAAAUUAGUAUUAGAUCGAAAUAACGACAAUAUAAGUGAGACAAGUGAUAAAAGUAGUGAGAGUAAUGAUGAGUCUUCACCUGUUAAGGCUGCUCAGCUGCGAUGCUUAGUGACAAAAAAUGUUACAAGUGUUGGUAGGAAAACUGAGAGAAAGUUGAGGAAUUCUUCAGAAAGAACCACAGUGUAUAAGGAAGAUACGAAGUGUGAUGAACUUAACCACUUGAGUACUGAUGGUAUCGAUGGAGGUUUAGUUGAUAAUGUAUCUGUAGACAAUAACUGUCGGGAAGAUCAUUUUGAAAGUGAUGCUGGACAUUGUGAGAAAACUCUACAGUUUAAAAAUAAUCAGCAUAUCAGCACUUGUAAUCCUGAUUGUGAAGUGAUAGCUGUUUUAAAUAAUAGUUCUGAACACACAGUAAUUGCUCCAGUAGAGAGCCAUCCUGCUACCUGUUCAAAAUUACCAUCUGCAUGUAGUGGAAGUGAAGUUCAAUAUUCCUGUAGCUUGCAGCAGGCAGUAACCAACAGAGAAGAAACCUUGGUUCUUAGCACUCUUGAUGAAAACAGUAAGUUUUCUGAAAGUUCAGGUGGUUCAGAAGCAACUCGCAUAUUUUUGGAGGAUGAUUAUCAAAAUUCUUUCUGUAAUAGUUCACAAAAACUACUCAAUGUUGAAACUUUUGCCGUCACUGAUGACUCGGAGGGAAGAGAGACUAACAAAUGUUACGCACUAAGAGAAAGGAUUAAUGGUGAUGGUGUGAAAGAUGUAGACUCAACACGGGAGGAAAUCCCAGAUGAAAGUGAAAAGUCUCGGUGUUUGCAAGAGAAGUUCAUUUAUGAUUGGAGCAACUUUUUCUCUAAUGAAAAGAAAAGUGAUGUCACAGUGACAGUAUUAGAUGGUAGUGUUAUCUUAGCUCACUCUCUGGUGUUUUUUGUAAGAUGCUCACUGCUCUAUAAUGAAGUGAUAGAUGGAGGGAUGGACAUACUCUGGGAUGAGGCUACAUAUGAAGGAGCAACGAGAUUUUUAGUAUACAUAUAUACCGGUACCUGUAAUAUAGAGAGAAAAAGUGAUCCACUAUGGGUGGAGGUCUAUGAAUUGGCUCUUAAGUACAAGUGUGAGGAGUUGGUAUCAUAUCUAAAAUCUCUUGACAUAACUGACAUUACUUCAGUCAAUGCUAAAUCAUCAAUACAAACAUCCAGAAUCUGUGAGAGAGUGAGUGCUGCAUCAGAUUCAGAUUCUUACAUUCUCAAACCUCCAAUAAGAUCAUCCUUGCAAGAAACUAAUGAACAAAGUGGUAGAAGAGUUAGGCAAAAUCUUAAUUUGUAUUCUUUUGACACACACACUGUUUUACCUAAAAGUCCUAAAAGCAGUAUAUCACAAGCAGACAGUGAUAAACUGAAAGAGUUCUCAGAAAAUAGUACUUCGGUAUCAGAAGGCAUCCAGAUCAUGGAGUCUCAGUCGCCCGACAUAUUUGAUGAACCAGUUCUGGCUAAAGAUGUUAGUUUCAUCUCUACUCCAUCUAAUUCCCCUCCAGCAUCAGUCAGUGUUGACAAAUCACCAUUGUAUGAUGGUACUCAUGCAAUUCAUUCAGAACCUGUUUUGAUAUCCAAGAAAACUUGCAGGAAUGCUGACUCGAGUCAGAAUUUUGGAUCGACGGUGCAUGUUACUGAAAGUAAUGUGACAAAUUUAGUGGGGGACCAGGCUCUCGUUUAUACACCGAUUUAUGAAAAGGUAAAGACUGCAUAUAAUGUAAACCCCACUGAACAAAAACGAGCCAGUAGUGUUUGUGGUCAAGCUAGUUGCCCGUCAAGUGGGAAGAAUAAUAUGGAUUGUGAAGGAUCUUCAACGCUGUUGAAAGUAAGUGAUGAAAACAAACUUACCGACUGUCCAGAUGCAGGAGACGAUUUGAUUGAUCUAACUCUCACCAGCUGUGAGAACUCUCCUGCAAGUUGCACUAACAAUGAUAUGCCAAGUUUACCUGGUGAUAAAAAUAAUGCUUUGGAUUUGGAUCUUUUAGAAGAAAUGGAACCCUUGAAGCUGUGGGGUGAUUCAGAUAGUCCUGAAACAGAUGAAGAUGCAUGCCAAGAAGAACCAGCUAGGGCAUUUAAUCAUGAUGGCUCAGGAGCUGGAAACCUACCUGAAAAUAAUAGACUAGGACAGGAAAAAGAGGAUGUAAAUGAGACAUAUAUCAAUAAUGUUUGGGAGGAUUUUGAUGAUGUAGAGAAUGAUAUGUCAGUUCCAGUAGAUGUGUGUCAAACACCUGUGAAAAACACACUUAGAUCUGAUUCUAGUGCUGAUCCAGUUCAUGUUGUUUUACCAGUAUCAAGACCUUAUCCUAGUAAAAAGAGGAAAAGACUUUCCAUCAGUACAGAAUCUGACACCGAGACCAUUUCUCAGUGUGAGCCAAUGGCUUCUGGAUUAUUAUAUAAAUCUUCUGGUAAAGAAGCCACGGCAAGAAAAUAUUCAGGGCGGGUUCACUCUGUAUCCAUCACUAAAAAUAUAGAUACAGUAUCAGACGCCACUACAAAAUCUAAGGAAGCCAAUGCAAUGGCAUUAAAUUUGUCUAUUAGUGAUGAAACUAUGCUUAAAAUAUCAGAUCUUGAUUGUGAAGAAGUUGAAAGUGUCAAAGGUUGCAAACGCUUGUCUGCAAAAUUAAAUGAAUCUGAAAAUUUUCAUGUUCCUCUUGCUGAUCUAAUGACUCCUCAACCAAAACAAACUUCAAAAAAACAAAUUGUGACACCCUUUCCUGAUUAUAAGAAUAUGUCAUCACCAGAUCUUAAGAAAGAAUUGGCAAAGUAUGGGUUGCGAGCUUUGGCUCGCCGAAAGGCUGUAGUACUCCUGGAUCAUGUAUAUGAGCAGACACAUCCCCUUGUCACCGACAGUGAGGCUGAGAGCAGUUUUUGUGAAACUCCUAAAGGGAAAACGUUUGCAAUUGAUAACUCAAAUAUAAAGGCUACCACCACAGAACAUGAAAAUGUGAAAAAGAAUAAACACUUGGCAAAUGCAGCAAAAGGCAAAGAAGUUACCAAGAAGAUACCUGCCAAAAGAAAGAAAGAGAAAGUGCUCAGUGCAAGUGAUGUAGAAGUGAGUGAUGAGGAAGAGAGUAGCCAGUGUAAUUCAUCUCAAAUGUCAGGCACAAGCUGCAGCACUGAUGAUUCUAAGUACGAUUGCAUAGAGGAGUCAGAGCUGUUUGGGAUUAGCGACGAUGACAUUACUCCAACUCAGCAAGCUGAUAUUGGUAGUAAAGUAGUGCAGUUCAUCAGCAGUGAUCAUGAACUACACAGCAAAGUCUUGUUGUAUGAACCCAUCUUUGUUGAGGAAUUACAAGCAUCCUUAAAGGCCAAUGGUAUUAAAUGCAGCGUGAAGAAUCUGCUGGAUGUGUUAGAUGACCAGUGUAUAACAUUCCGUACACAAAACCAGAGAAACCAAAGGCGAAAGCAGAAAAAGCAAGGGGAAAAGCAAAGAAGAUCUAACAAAAGGAGAAAAAGGCACUCAAGUGCAUCACACUGAAAAAUCUUAGCCUAUUGUAAUACAUGUUAUUUUGUAAAGAGAAACUAAUUACUAAAGGUAAAUUCUUGAUUUUGUACUGCAAUUCAAAAUAAAAUGAUUGAUUACUCAAA
Molecule: messenger RNA, 6512 nt
Organism: Procambarus clarkii (red swamp crayfish)
Lineage: Eukaryota; Metazoa; Arthropoda; Malacostraca; Decapoda; Cambaridae
Product: uro-adherence factor A
Biological process (GO): DNA replication; resolution of meiotic recombination intermediates; DNA repair
Cellular component (GO): Slx1-Slx4 complex; nucleus
Molecular function (GO): protein binding
Source: RefSeq, a predicted model, not a curated record